Apodemus sylvaticus (European woodmouse) is the source of this 732-nucleotide messenger RNA. RefSeq lists its product as uncharacterized. The transcript has 5 exons. The record is from RefSeq and is a predicted model, not a curated record. Lineage: Eukaryota; Metazoa; Chordata; Mammalia; Rodentia; Muridae. The coding region runs from base 1 to 732 and encodes 243 amino acids.
AUGGAGAAUCGUGAUCAAGGAGACACUGCAUCAAAUCAGAAGGAAUCCAGCAAUCUGUCUCGUAGAACAGGAAGAAUGAAUUCUUUUUGGAGAAGGCACAAAUGGUCCCCUGCCCUGGGCAAUCAACUAUGCAAAUUCAUUUGUGUUUAUCUAUUUUCAGGGUCUGGGAGUAAAACAACAACCCAAAAUUCAAGCAUAACUAAUCAGAUGAAACCAAACAAUAAAUUAGAAGCAUUGAAUUUUGAUAUCAGGAAGAUGCGGUUUGAGAAGGAAGAACUUUGUCGAAUCCUGGAUCUUUACAACUAUAAUAAUUUGAACUACAGGAUGAAUGUUGAAUUUGACAUCAUUAAAUCACAACACGAGAAAACAAGGAUGGAUAUGGAAAUUUUGAAGCAGUCAAUAAGUGAUGCCAUAGAGAAGUACAAGGAGGUGAUAGAAGAUAAGUAUUCCUACAGCACCAGGCACUACCUCGUCCUGAAUGCAUGUUCACAACAGAAGGAGAAUGUAAGGAUAUUGCUGCAUGAGAACAAUAAGCUGCUGGUGGAGCAGGCUGAACCACAAGCCUACUUUGGGGAAGAAAAGAGUUUCUGUGAGGAGGCCAGCAAGACCAUCGAUUUCCCAUGUGCCAAGGAGCAGCAGCUCCUUAGUAAAGAUCCCACGUCACGCUCUUCCUCUGAUGCUUCCAAGGUCUUCUAUGAAGGAACCAGUCUGGGUUAUGUGAGGAAACUGUGA